AUGGAAUCAAGAUUAGAAAAUAUUAUAAUUAAAAGAGUUUCAGAGGAAGACAUAAUUCAGAGGGAGAUAUUGAUCCCUGAGCAGCUGAAGCCAUUCAGGGGCACCCUUUCUGUGCAUCAGGUUCUUUGGGACAUAUUCAAACCUAAAAUUACUAUGAGAAAUAUGAGUUGCUUCUCAUAUGACGCUGGUGAAAUUUGCUCCCAUGGUAAGCAUUUCGAUUAUAUCAACAAUAUGUCUGCUACAAAUCAGAACGAUGAUUCCGAUUUUUGUGUAGUUCCCCUGGCAAAUACUAAGCGCAAAUCCAAAAAUGAAAACAAAAUUCAGAUUACUUCUAAUGUUCUUAUUGAAGUCACGAAUAAGACUCUACUUCAGGGAGAAUUGACCCAUUUUAAUGAGAUGAUGUGA
Messenger RNA from Parnassius apollo (apollo), 405 nucleotides. Lineage: Eukaryota; Metazoa; Arthropoda; Insecta; Lepidoptera; Papilionidae. The record is from the annotation of a GenBank genome assembly.